UGUACCAUUCUGACGUUUUGUUAACUCGUAGAAACGUCAGUUCGUUUAUUGUUAUUUAAUGCAUGCUCGUGUAAAGAACGUCGUCGUUUAACAUUGUUCGUAAAAGCUAACGUUAACGCGAACGUAUGGAAAUUAUUUCGGCCUGUGGACGGAGCGAGUGAAUCGACUGAGCAACCGUGACGUUUCGAUUACUGGAAGGAGAAUCGGCCAUUAGUGGGAAAGUCUACAUCGUUUCUCUGACCGUGACUGACUGCACAUAUAUAUAUAUAUGUAUAUGCACGUGUAUAUUCGCCACGUAUGUAGAUAUUCCAAUUUCAUUGAUAUGGAGGUAAAUUGCGCGCAGCUUGAGCAUCGAUUGUUUUCAAGCAAACGUUAAGAAAAGCAAAGGCAACAUUUUCAGAGGGAAAUCGUCGAAUGACCUUGCUUGUAUCAUGGUCAACAGAUUGUUGGACCUUCUAACGCGAUGUGUCAGACGGUCGUGUCUUUAAAUUAAUGUUUUUCUCAUCCAUUCGCGGUAAACAAUUUCUACAAAAUUUUGUUCAUUGGCGGAUUUUUUACACGUCUUACGAUAAAACCGAGUAAAUUAUGAAUGAUAACGAUAACAAACUCUUAAUGCGCUAGCGUCCGUUUAGAAGGUGUUAAAUAAAACAAUUUUAUCAAUUAUCGUAUUAUUUUGAUACCGUACUGGAACAAUUUAAGGAUCAAAGAUGAGUUGCGUUCGUUGUUGUUUAAUUAGCGCUGGUCGCAUAGCAUCCUCCAAUCAUGUAGCGAAUCAUGUUCACAAAAUUGUGAGAGUAGCAGUGAUCAGAUCCUUGACGAUCGGUAGUACUUUAGGAAAAGCACCUACCGAAACUACGCCGCCUGGCAAGGACAGUAGCAGCGGAGUCUCCUCUAUCGGUAGCGACGGAGGAAAGAAAAGCACUCUUACCUGUCCAAAGUGUGGAGACCCUUGUACACACGUAGAAACCUUUGUGUCAUCAACGAGGUUUGUAAAAUGCGAAAAAUGCCACCAUUUUUUCGUCGUUCUGUCAGAGAUAGAUUCAAAGAGAAGUCUCAACGAAGCGUUGAGACCCGACGACACGAAACAAGGUUUCUAUAGAAAACCACCACCUCCGCCAAAGAAGAUAUUUGAAUACCUAAACAAACACGUUGUGGGACAAGAGUAUGCUAAAAAAGUUUUGAGCGUUGCUGUUUAUAAUCACUAUAAACGGAUCUACAAUAACUUACCAGUGCAGAAUUCAACGCAAGGAUCUACUAAUUCAGCCGGUACACAAGAUCUGAAUCAUCCCUUCAUUCACAGAGGUCUUAAACCACAUUUGUUACAUAUAUCGUCAAUCGGAAAUUCACUCGGGGUUGGAUUUCAACAAUUUCCUAAUGGAAACGAACAAAAAACGGCUGGUAAUCAAUCUGUUCCUGGAUCUGAUAUUCUGGAUAGUAAACAACAUCAAUUGAAAUUAGAGAAAAGUAACAUUUUGUUACUCGGUCCAACCGGUAGCGGGAAAACGUUGCUAGCGCAGACGAUAGCCCAAUGCUUAGACGUGCCAUUUGCGAUCUGCGACUGCACGACACUGACGCAAGCAGGUUACGUUGGCGAAGAUAUAGAAAGCGUGAUCGCGAAACUUUUGCAAGAUGCCAACUACGUAGUGGAUAAAGCACAAAUGGGUAUCGUAUUCUUAGACGAAGUUGAUAAAAUCGGCGCCGUACCUGGUAUACAUCAAUUAAGAGACGUUGGCGGAGAAGGUGUUCAGCAAGGGAUGUUAAAAAUGUUGGAGGGUACGAUUGUCAACGUACCCGAAAGAAAUAGUUCGCGAAAGUUACGCGGAGAUACCUUGCAAGUUGACACUACAAAUAUUUUAUUUGUUGCUUCCGGUGCUUAUAACGGAUUAGAUAGGUUGAUCUCGCGACGAAAAACUGAAAAGUAUCUUGGUUUCGGCGCGAUACCAUCUUCCGAGAAUCCGGGAAGAAGAGCUGCGAGUUUAGCAGAUGUCGCAAAUAUGUCACCUUCUACCGAAAAGGAUAACAAAGAGAAAGAUUUUUUGCUACAGCAAGUCGAAGCAAGAGACUUGAUUGAUUUCGGUAUGAUUCCCGAAUUUGUCGGUAGAUUUCCUGUUCUCGUACCAUUUCACACUCUCGACAGGGAUAUGCUGGUCCGAAUUUUGACCGAACCUCAAAAUGCUAUGGUGCCGCAAUAUCAAAUGUUGUUUUCAAUGGACAAGGUAGAAUUAACAUUUACCGCGGAUGCUUUAAACGCGAUAGCUGCAUUAGCGAUGGAAAAGAAAACGGGUGCGAGAGGACUUCGAGCGAUUAUGGAGUCGUUACUAUUGGAACCCAUGUUCGAUGUGCCGGGUAGCGAUGUAAUGUCCGUCCACGUAACCGAAGGUUGCGUACGAGGACAAGAGAAACCGCAAUACGUGAAAAGAGGUGAUGCUACCGAGGACGAGCUGCAGGCUCAACAUAUACAUAAUUAACAAAUAAUUAAUCGAAAGACAUGCCGCACAUCUGAUAACCUUUCCUCUUCAACCAGACACCUUAGGAAACUACAUUCGCGGAAAUAUUUUGUGAUAAAAACUGACAUCAACGUAGACUAGGAGUAAACAAAAUUUAUGUCAAACUAGGUGUAAUUUUUCAAAUUAUCUAUCAAAUCUUCUCCAUAAAAAUACGCGUAGGUACGUAUGACGAUCCGAUCAAAGCACCGGUACUUUUCCUAUUUUACGAACAAUUGAAAAUCGCGCAACCAGACAUCGUAAUCGUAAACUUUCUCUUUCUUGUCCUUGCUUCUCACUUUUUACGCAUAAAAUUAAUCAAAAAUUUUCGUAUGCUGUUCCUUAGGCUAGAUGUAUUUCGACUACAACGGGAACAUAAAAUUCAUAUUUUUGACCCUUAUGAAUACAACAUUUAUGCGUGCGUUCUGUACAUUAUAGCAUUAUACGUUAUAAUGCAUAAAAACAACAUUACUGAUAUUUGUACUCUAAUUCUUACAUAGCGUAUAAUGGGUAAUAUUAAAAAGUUUAAAAUCACCAAGGCAGCCUUAGUCCUAGACGCGUGUAAUCAUCCUAAUAUUUGAACGAAAUUACUUGACAGUUGAAACCAUCUUUCCAUCUAUCAAAAGUGACAAAACUUUGUAAAAUAAUUCAAAUUUCAAUGUUAAAUUAGUAUUUGAAUUUAGGAGAAGUAAUUUUUAGGAAAAUACAAACUUUUAUAAAUGAAACUUAGAAUUUGAAAAUGUAAGUACAUAUUGCGUUGAUAGGUAAAUCAAGAAUAUUUGUAACAUAUUGUACAUAUACAUGAUAGAUUAGCAAAAACGACGAAAUUAAAAGUUUAGAAACUACAUAUGCUUUGUAACGGUAACUUUAAACAGAAACACUCGUUAGCGAUAUAUAUAAUUUAUCCUGAU
This is a messenger RNA of Hylaeus volcanicus, 3394 nucleotides long. RefSeq names its product ATP-dependent Clp protease ATP-binding subunit clpX-like, mitochondrial (gene ClpX). Lineage: Eukaryota; Metazoa; Arthropoda; Insecta; Hymenoptera; Colletidae. The transcript has 8 exons. The record is from RefSeq and is a predicted model, not a curated record. Bases 708 to 2468 code for a protein of 586 amino acids. Gene Ontology annotation, cellular component: mitochondrial matrix. Gene Ontology annotation, biological process: protein catabolic process; proteolysis. Gene Ontology annotation, molecular function: ATP binding; ATP hydrolysis activity; protein dimerization activity.